AUGUCCGGCGCCAAACGCAUAGAACAAUGGGAGGUGGAGCGAUAUUGGGAGAUCUUUUCGUCACUAUCCAACGGCGGAAAGUAUCUUAAUGGCACGCAGGCCGCUUCGGUGCUCAAGAACUCGCAGCUGCGCGACGAUCAGCUGGAGCGGGUCUGGGAUCUAGCGGAUGUGGAUAAUGACGGCAACCUGGAUUUUGAGGAAUUCUGUGUUGCCAUGAGAUUAAUUUUCGACUUGGUCAAUGGGGAACUCAGAGACGUCCCACCACAACUCCCCGACUGGCUUGUGCCCGAGUCGAAAGCCCACCUCGUCCAAGCAAACCGCGCCCUGACCGGCCGACAGCCCCAGUUCGAGCGAGUAGAAGACGACGAGGACGAUACUCCCGGCCUCAAGGACGGAUUCGACUGGUACAUGAGCCCGGGCGACAAGUCCAAGUACGAAGAAAUCUACACGGCCAGCAAGGACAGCCGUGGUGAAGUUUCUUUCGACUCCCUUGAACCGCUGUACUCCUCUCUCGACGUCCCCGACACCGACAUCCGCUCUGCAUGGAACCUGAUCAACCCAUCCGCGUCGCCGACCAUUUCAAAAGACGCCACGCUCGCAUUCCUCCACAUCCUGAACCACCGCCACGAAGGCUUCCGGAUUCCACGCACCGUAUCUGCCUCUCUGCGCGCCAGUUUCGAGCGCAACCAAAUCGACUACAACGUCGAGCGGGUCUCGACUCCCACUGCAUCUUCCCAAAAACCAGGCUACGACGACUCCACAAGUACAGGCCGCAAGGCCAAAUUCGGCGACACGUACCUAUCCCGCCUCGGCGUCGGAGGCCGCAGCACGUACCGGCCCACCGGCACAGACUUUAGCCAGACGAAAUCGACCGACGCCGAGUGGGAAGAGGUGCGGCUCAAGAAACAGCUCGCGGACCUGCAGGACAAGAUUGACAAGGCGGAAAACGCAGCGGCCACGCGCCAAGCCGUCAAUGGUGGCGGCCGGCGCCGCGAGGACCGCUCCAAACCGGCCCUGGUCAAGCGCGAACUCGAGCAACUUUUAGAUCACAAGCGUCGAGAACUGCGCGAGCUGCGCGACGGCCAGGGGAAGAGUAAAACCGGCGCAAAUCUGAAAGCGAUUUCUGACGAGAUUGGCACAGUGCGCGAACAGGUCGACGGGCUAGAGUCGCAUUUGAGAACAAGACAGGAUGUCUUGGAGCAAGUGAGGAGAGAGAUUGACGAUUUGAAGGCUCAGAGAUAG
This is a messenger RNA of Xylona heveae TC161, 1242 nucleotides long. Its product is annotated as endocytosis and cytoskeletal organization protein. Gene Ontology annotation, biological process: endosomal transport; actin filament organization; endocytosis. The transcript is spliced from 3 exons. Gene Ontology annotation, cellular component: actin cortical patch; plasma membrane; cytoplasm. The coding region runs from base 1 to 1242 and encodes 413 amino acids. Lineage: Eukaryota; Fungi; Ascomycota; Xylonomycetes; Xylonales; Xylonaceae. Gene Ontology annotation, molecular function: calcium ion binding; protein binding. The record is from RefSeq and is a predicted model, not a curated record.